This is a messenger RNA of Penaeus monodon (black tiger shrimp), 1703 nucleotides long. Its product is annotated as putative nitrilase-like protein NIT1. The record is from RefSeq and is a predicted model, not a curated record. Gene Ontology annotation, molecular function: catalytic activity. The transcript has 2 exons. NCBI's taxonomy places the organism in Eukaryota, Metazoa, Arthropoda, Malacostraca, Decapoda, Penaeidae. The coding region runs from base 250 to 1170 and encodes 306 amino acids.
ACAUAUUUACAGACUGGCAACCGUUCCUCGUCUACAAGGUCAUGCCUUCCCAGUAAUAAUAGCCAGUAGUGUGUAUGUGUCAACGAGAGUUUCUUGAGCACCGCUUGCUACCAAAUAUCAACGAGAGAGAGUGGCCUUAGUGCAGAGAGCAAGGGGAAUGCGUUCAACGCCUUCGUGAGUAUAAAGACACAUCUAGGGUCUCUCAAAUCCACAACCGACUGAUUUAGCAACUAAUCAACUCCCGCAACAAUGCCAAAAACAGUGAUUGCCGCCCUGCAGAUUGGGACAAGCCCAGACGGUUCUGCAUCCACCGUUGAAAACAUUCUCAAAUAUGAACCUGAAAUCAUAGAGACUGGCUGCAAAUUGUUAGUCUUACCCGAAGCUCUCCUGGGAGGAUACCCCAAAGGCUCUUCUUUCGGCACGAGGCUGGGCUUCAGGACGCCUGAGGGCAGAGACGAGUUUCUCAAGUACUGGAAGCAGGCGGUGGACAUCUCGGGCCCCGAAGUGGACUCACUCUGCAAGCUGGCGAGGAGAGCGAAGACCUUCAUCGUCGUGGGCAUCGUCGAACGGGGCGGCUCCACGCUGUACUGCACCGCCCUCUUCAUCUCGGACCAGGGCGAGGUCGUCGCGAAGCACCGGAAAGUGCUUCCGACGGCCAGCGAGAGGCUGAUCUGGGGCCGCGGCGACGGCUCCACUUUGCCCCUCGUCAAGACACCCGCCGGGCUGGCCGGAGCUGCCAUAUGCUGGGAGAACUACAUGCCCCUCCUACGCUACGCCAUGUACGCCAAAGGCAUUCAGAUUUGGUGCGCGCCCACGGUGGACGAAAGGGACAUCUGGCAGACGAGCAUGAAGCACAUAUCCUACGAAGGACGCACAUUCCUGGUGAGCGCAUGCCAGUACCAGCCUCCUCCCUCGGAAGAGAUGAUUGCAGCUUUGGGGCUCCCGGAGGGUCGGCCUAUAAUCCGAGGGGGGUCCGUCAUUUACUCGCCCAUGGGAGAGCCGUUGGCCGGCCCUGUGUACGACAAGGAGGCGCUCUUGAAAGCCGAGAUCGACCUGGAUGACAUCAUUCGAGCUCGCUACGACAUGGACGUCGUCGGUCACUACGCUCGGCCCGACAUCUUCCAGCUGGUGGUGGACGAGAAGCCGAAGAACUCCAUGGACUGUCAGUAACACGUCGUGAAUUGCGGUCGUGGGCAAGGUGAUCCCAAUGUAGAGAUGUUUGUAAUUCUAAUAUUAUUCUCACUAUCAUAAGUAAUAUCAGACUGUCAGUAUUAUUUUGUUAUCAUCAUUAUUACUGCUGCUAAUAAUGACGAUGAUGAUGAUGAUGAUAAUAAUAAUAAUAAUAAUAAUAACAAUAAUAAUAAUAAUAAUAAUAAUAAUUAUUAUUAUCAUCAUCACCAUUAUCAGUUUUUAUUACUAUUGUCAUUAUUAUUUUAUUAUCACUAUCAAGAACAUCACAAUUUUCACCAUUGUCAUCAACAGUAGUAAUAGCAUUAGCAGUAUUGCUCUUAAACGGCAUACUAAAAAAAUGGUCAUUCUCACCAUUUGACCAAUUGUUGAAACACGCAUGAAGUUCGAAUAUUUACAAAGUCCUCUUCAUGGCUAUUUCAUCUUUAUAAAUCUCACUCAUUCUCAAUAAAAGGGAUUUCUCUGUAAGACGUGUUAAAGCCUUUUCUGUUUAUCAAUAAAUUUAACAUUAAGUA